Messenger RNA from Lodderomyces theae, 2334 nucleotides. It is a transcript of the gene CCR4, whose product is annotated as CCR4-NOT core exoribonuclease subunit. Gene Ontology annotation, cellular component: nucleus; cytoplasm; CCR4-NOT complex. Lineage: Eukaryota; Fungi; Ascomycota; Pichiomycetes; Serinales; Debaryomycetaceae. The record is from RefSeq and is a predicted model, not a curated record. Gene Ontology annotation, biological process: nuclear-transcribed mRNA poly(A) tail shortening. The coding region runs from base 1 to 2334 and encodes 777 amino acids. Gene Ontology annotation, molecular function: protein binding; poly(A)-specific ribonuclease activity. The transcript has a single exon.
AUGAACCUCGCAAAUAAAUUUCAACAGAAUCAAGGCCAACAACCACAGUCAAAUCUUCAAGCACAACAAAUUUUAUCACAACAACUUCACCAAGGGCAAUCUCAUCCACAACAACAACAACAACAACCACAGCAGCAACAACAAAUCACAUCUAAUGGGCUCGGUACUGGAUUUCAACCAAAUGAUAAUUUCAAUGACAAUUUGAAUGGAUUGUAUCAAAACAAUUUUCUGCGAGGCCAACCCAAUUUACAACAACUGUAUUUCCCCCAAUUUCAACAAAAUCAACAGAAACAGACGGCUGCUAACAGUCACAAUAUUGGCAGCGGCGUAUCUCAGCUACAACAACCAUUCCAAGCAAAUCAUCUACCACGGCAAGUCCCGCAUCUUCAACAACAAUUCUACAAUCAACAACAAACGACAGCGGCACUCCAAAAGCAGCAGCAACAGCAGCCACCCAACCUACUUCAGUCUCAGCAGGUUCAGUUACAAGGGUCUCAACUACAAGCACCCAUUCAAAAGACCAAUAGUUUGCAUGUUGACAACCCCAAAGCUCUUUUUUGGCAGCACCAGCAGCAGUUGUGCCAAAUUUCUAGGUCCUCGAAUGAUCCACAUAACUAUGCACGGCAAUAUGCGUCAAACUCGAGGAAGUUGAAAAAUCCAUAUGCUGAAGCAAAGCCCAUUGGACUCAUUGAGGCGACGAAAGUGAUUGUCGCAAGCAUCGAAGAGGAAGAGCAGAAAAGGAAGUUUGCAGCCAAGGAUCCAACCAGUGCAGCAUUGUUGCACAAUAAAAAAGUUACUCAGAGCCUUGACGACGAUUCGAUGGAGGAGCAAAGAAUGCGAUUGAAAACUCAAGGUCGUCAAUUAUGGUGUCAGCUUGAUCUUAGUGGACAAGGGUUGGUGAAUCUUUCGCCCAAGUUGUUCCACUAUGAUUUUUUGGAGUCAUUGUAUUUGAAUAAUAACAAAUUGACAAGUAUACCUGCAGAUAUAAGCAAGUUGAGAAGUUUGCGAACUCUAGACUUGUCACACAACAGACUUAAUGAAUUGCCACCUGAGCUUGGAUUGUGUUUCAAUUUGAGGUACUUGUACCUUUUUGACAAUAACAUCAAAACCUUGCCAUCCUCGUUCGGUAACUUGUUUGAACUCCAAUUCAUUGGAGUAGAAGGAAAUCCACUUGACUUGAGUAUUGCCAACUUGAUUGCUGAAAAGGGCACCAAGGAAUUGAUUGCUGCUCUUAGAGAUCAAAAGACAAACAUACAAAUACCCGAACCACGCCAUUGGUUGCAAGUUGAAGAAGAUGGAGAGGUUGUUGAUACCAAGGAGCCCUAUAAACAGGUUGAAAGCUCGGGCUCAACAUUCACAUUAAUGUCAUACAACACUUUAUGUCAGCACUAUGCUACAGCAAAGAUGUACAAGUUUACUCCUUCAUGGGCUUUAGAAUGGGAUUACAGAAGGAGUUUACUAGAAAAGGAGAUUUUGAGCUACAGUACGGAUAUCAUUUGUAUGCAAGAAGUUGAAACUAGGACGUACAUGGAGUUUUGGGCACCCUUGUUAGCUCAGAAGGGAUACAAAGGGUUUUUUCACUGUAAAACAAGGGCAAGGACUAUGUCUAAUGACAGUGACCAGAAAAAGGUUGAUGGGUGUGCCACCUUUUACAAAGUGGAUAAGUUUACCUUGGUGCAUAAACAUAACUUUGAGUACAGCGGUGCUUGUAUGGGAUCUGACAAGUAUAAGAAGACCGAGGAUUAUUUCACCAGGUUUUUGAAUAAAGACAAUAUUGCUUUGAUUUCCUUUUUGGAGCACAAGGAGACAAAGGAAAAGAUUUGUUUUGUCAACACUCAUUUGCACUGGGACCCGGCAUUCAAUGAUGUCAAGGCAUUACAGAUUGGAGUUCUUUUGGAGGAAUUACAAGGUUUCAUUAAAAGAUAUCAACAAGCCUCUUCGAUGGAAGACCUCAAAAAGGCACCUAUUGUCAUUUCUGGUGAUUUCAAUUCUGUCAAACAAUCUGCUGUGUAUCAAUUAUUCUCGACUGGGUCUUCGAAGGAUCAUUUUGAUUUAGCAGGUAAGGAUUAUGGUACCUUCACCGAGCAUGGGUUCCAUCAUCCAUUCAAAUUAAAGUCUGCUUAUGAUGCUGUUGGCGAAUUACCUUUCACGAACUUGUCACCCUCAUUCACUGACAAUAUUGAUUAUAUAUGGUACUCAACUUCGAAGUUACAGGUGAGAGGAUUAUUGGGUGAGGUCGAUAAGAAGUAUGUAUCACAUUGUAUUGGAUUCCCAGAUCCAAAUUUCCCAUCGGAUCAUGUACCUAUAUUAGCCAAAUUUCAAAUAAAGAAAUAA